Molecule: messenger RNA, 858 nt
Organism: Aspergillus melleus
Lineage: Eukaryota; Fungi; Ascomycota; Eurotiomycetes; Eurotiales; Aspergillaceae
Product: carbon-nitrogen hydrolase family protein
Exons: 4
Coding region: 1-858 (285 amino acids)
Molecular function (GO): hydrolase activity, acting on carbon-nitrogen (but not peptide) bonds, in linear amides
Source: RefSeq, a predicted model, not a curated record
AUGGCACCAACAAAGCGCAUCGCUGUCGCUCAAUGGCAUAUCAAAGACCUCGACGUCGAAUACAACCACAAAAGAGCGUGCCAAUACAUCCGCGAAGCCGCAUCACAAGGCGCCGAACUGAUCGUUCUUCCCGAAUACCAUCUCAACGGCUUCACCCCCACCUCCCCUCUCUACGCGACACAAGCAUCCACCACCCAAACCUACCUAUCAACCUACCAGUCCCUCGCCCGCGAACUCCAAAUCUGUCUCGUGCCCGGAACUAUCGUCGAGAAACACGGUGACCGGCUCUACAACACCGCGUACUUCAUCUCGGCCGACGGGUCCAUUCUCGGCUCCUACCGUAAGAAAAACAUCUGGCAUCCGGAACGCCCGUAUUUGACUUCCUCGGGGCUCGACGAGCGCCAUGAGGUGCUUGAUACGCCCAUAGGGAAGGUCGGGUUGCUAAUUUGUUGGGAUUUGGCGUUUCCGGAGGCGUUUCGGGAAUUGGUUAUCAGGGGCGCGGAGGUGGUUGUUGUGCCGACUUAUUGGACAAAACUCGACGCCUCCCCCGCCCUCCUAGCAGCAAACCCACACUGCGAAACCCUUCUCCUCGAAUCAAUGCUCACGGCGCGCUGUUUCGAAAACACCUGUGCCGUGGUCUUCGCUAACGCUGCGUCCUCCGCUGAGGACAGCGAGGCCAAGUUCCUGGGUCUGUCGGGCGUGCAUGUUCCUCCGCUCGGAGCUGUUGGGAAGAUGGGUCCCGAGGAAGGUGUGCUCACUGUGGAUGUGGAUAUGGGGUUGGUGAGGCUGGCAGAGGAGAAUUAUAAGGUGAGAGAGGAUUUGGGGAGGGAGGGGUGGCAUUAUGGGUAUCGGAUUUAG